UUAUAAAUUUAUUACAACUGGCAGCAGCUUGCUGUACCGCCAAAUGUCUGUAUUUAUAACAUCGACGAUCGUGUUUGGUGCUUACAACGGUUUAAUACAUUUUAAGAAAAUAAUGAAAAUAUUGUUUUAAUAUACCUGUGGUUAAUGUAACUAUGUAAAUACUAAGACAAGUGGCAAGUGCUGAGUAGCCGCGUUGAGCGCCUACUGACUAAUUUAAUUUUAAUAUCGUAAUGUCAAAUCAACGCGUCAUUCAUGAUAUAAGAAUAACGACGAACACUGGAAACAUUUAAGUUGGUACAAAAAUACAGAUUAUUCUGUUGAUAAAAUCCGAUCCAUAAUCGCAUAUUCGCUAUUCAAAUUUGCGUAUUCACUAUUCAGCAGUAUUCACUAUUCACACGAGAAUACGAGAUACGUCGUGACAACGUGAAAAACCGGGAACGCGCUGUUCCGAGAACGAUGGUCCGAAUUCGGAGUUGUGAAAAAAUAUUUUAAUGACCCUCUUUAGACUUGGCAGCGUUUGCUAUUUACUAUUCAAUUGGUAGGUAAGCACCUUAAACUUCUGAAGUGUAGUGUUUCGAGUUCGUAGGAAAAACAUGACAACAGUGACGAUUCAUCGGACCUGUAAACUUAGUGCCUAAAUGAAACUCACUGUCAUGGACAUUUCCGUUGGCUUUUUCAGCGUUUUCCUCGCGUUGUUUUCGAUCGUUUAUUAUUACGUGAGAAACAGAUCGUUUGGAUGUUUGCCCUCGUCAACACCAUUGAUCGCCGUCGCCAUUCCGCAAUCGACGGUGCACAUUGGAUCGCCACUGCCCCCGACUGACACCAACGGCGGUGUAUCAACCAGACUUGCCGACAAGUUCCGCGUGUCGGUAAAUCCGUUCACUCCGACCGGUAUUGAAAUAUUGAAAAACAGAAAGAAACGCUUUCCCAGAUCGAAUAACUGCAACAUCGCCAGUUCUGAGAGCGGCGGCAGUGAUGACUGCGAUCAGUCCACCCCACCCGGCAAUAAAACACCUGCUUCCGCCCAUCCAUCUGUCAACAAACGUCUGAAUCGUUUGAUGAACAGUGGCGAGGUGACUAACGUCAGUAUACGUGAAUUGCAGACCUCCCGAUUCCACGAAGAGUUCAGAAUAGACGAGUAUAUCGCCGCCGGUAGUUUCGGUGUCAUAUACAAAUGUACAAAUUUGUUUGACGGAAUACCCUAUGCGAUUAAAAAAAUCAAACAGACAACGUAUAAGAGUACGGAGUAUUUGGUCCGUAAGGAGGUGUACGCAAACUCGGCGUUCGGACGACAUCCAAAUUUGGUUUCGUACUUUACGGCGUGGUACGAGAGGGGUCAUAUUUACAUUCAAACAGAAUUCUGCCAUGGUGGUACCCUGGAACGCAUGAUUCACGAGUCUGAUCAUGUGUUCUGUGACAAUGCUCUAAGGCGAUUGUUGUGGCACGUGUGCAAUGGUCUGGCUCACAUUCAUUCCAAAAAACUUGCUCAUUUGGACAUAAAAGCAGCAAACAUAUUGAUAUGCAAGACUAAUGGGGCAUUGGUGUUUGCUCAUGAUCUAGACGAUGAUGAAGAAAUAAUUGACAAAGAUAUUGUUUACAAGAUAGGUGACUUUGGGCAUACUAUAUGUAUUGAAGAUGUCCGAAGUAUUGAAGAUGGAGAUUCUCGCUAUUUACCUAAAGAACUAUUACGUGACGAUUAUUCUCAGUUGCAGAAAGUUGAUGUGUUUUCUACUGCGCUUACAGUAUACGAGGCUGCAACUCAAAAACAUUUACCUAAAAAUGGACCAGAAUGGCAUCGUUUAAGAAAUGGUGAAUUUUCGUUACCUCAAACUCUCUUUAUAAGUACUAGUCUAGAAAAAUUACUAAAAAAAAUGGUCGAUUUGGAUCCUUCUAAUAGGCCUAGUGCUUCUAAAGUGGUCAAUCUUUUGCUCGAUAGAGGAAUGGCAGCUUCAAAAGAUCAAGAUGAAAUGGAAAUAUUGAAAUUAAAGGCUCAAUUCCUUACACCUUGGUUAAUCGAUUUUAAACCGCCAAGAACAACAAUAUCAGAUAGAGAUUUAUCUUUAAUGACUGACAAUUGUAAGAAAAUUGAAGACUACUGAAAAGGAAAAGACAAAAUCAAAGUAUUAACCUUAUAUAGUUUGAAGUGUUUGAACUAAUAGAUUUGUUUUAAAGUUAAAUUAGUUAUAAUUUUUAGUUUUUUUUUUCUUUAUUCAAAUUUAACUGUUAUGCAAGAAAUUUUAAAAAGCAAUGCUUAGUUAAAAUAAAAAAUUGAAUGAUAAAUAUCAUUCCUUUAUUUGUUAUUUUUAUAGUUACGUAUUUUAUAACAAAAAAACAUAACAAUGCAUUUUCCAGAAAUGUUACCUAUUUAAAAAUCAAAAUUCCAACCAACUACAAAGAAUUUUAAAUGUUAACAUUAACUUAUACAUAAUUAUUAUUGUACCAUGGUUUUAUAAUUGAAUUAGGUAUACCUAAUUAUAUAAUUAAUUAUUUUUUUUAUUAUAUGUCUAUCUGUUUAUUUAAUUUAAUAAAUUUUUUUUUGUUCUAAA
Messenger RNA from Rhopalosiphum padi (bird cherry-oat aphid), 2546 nucleotides. Its product is annotated as wee1-like protein kinase 2. NCBI's taxonomy places the organism in Eukaryota, Metazoa, Arthropoda, Insecta, Hemiptera, Aphididae. The transcript has a single exon. Gene Ontology annotation, biological process: protein phosphorylation. The record is from RefSeq and is a predicted model, not a curated record. Gene Ontology annotation, molecular function: ATP binding; protein kinase activity. Bases 639 to 2099 code for a protein of 486 amino acids.